This is a messenger RNA of Hemibagrus wyckioides, 5343 nucleotides long. It is a transcript of the gene atp11b, whose product is annotated as ATPase phospholipid transporting 11B. Gene Ontology annotation, cellular component: recycling endosome; endoplasmic reticulum; plasma membrane. NCBI's taxonomy places the organism in Eukaryota, Metazoa, Chordata, Actinopteri, Siluriformes, Bagridae. Gene Ontology annotation, biological process: phospholipid translocation. The record is from RefSeq and is a predicted model, not a curated record. The coding region runs from base 300 to 3722 and encodes 1140 amino acids. The transcript has 30 exons. Gene Ontology annotation, molecular function: magnesium ion binding; ATPase-coupled intramembrane lipid carrier activity; ATP binding.
UUUGUUGUUUCAACAUCAUUCAGUCAGUGGGAGGAAAAGGAGCUUCACUUUACCUCAGACAUGAAGGACUAAUCUAUUUUAUUUUCUUGUUCAUUUUUAAUGUUACACCACUUCUGUCGCCGUGCAUGCCGUAAUGUGUAGAAGAAGAAUCUUGUGUGGAAGGAAAAUAUACAUGUUGCGGAAGUAUUUCGGCGGAGAAAGGGAAGGCGAGCUGGCUAACUUUUGCUAGCUAGCAAGCUAAUCCGUUAGCAAAGCAUCUUAUUCAGCUAGCUGAACUAAGCUAAGCUAAAAUCCCGAGGAUGCUGCGGUGGAUACGGCAACAGCUGGGUUUCGACCCGCCACAUCAAAGUGACACCAGAACCGUUUACAUCGCAAACCGCUUCCCUCAGCACGGACAUUACAUUCCACAGAGGUUUGCGGAUAACAGAAUCAUCUCCUCCAAGUACACCAUAUGGAAUUUUAUUCCCAAAAAUCUGUUUGAACAGUUCAGAAGAAUAGCCAAUUUUUAUUUCCUCAUCAUCUUCCUUGUCCAGUUAAUGAUAGAUACCCCAACUUCCCCUGUGACGAGCGGACUUCCCUUAUUUUUUGUCAUUACAGUAACUGCCAUUAAACAGGGCUAUGAGGACUGGCUGAGACACAAAGCAGAUAAUGAAGUUAAUGGCGCUCCGGUGUUUGUGGUGCGCAGUGGCAGUUUGGUGCAGACUCGCUCCAAGAAUAUACGAGUUGGAGACAUAGUGCGAGUAGCGAAAGACGAGACGUUUCCGGCUGAUCUGGUGCUGUUGUCUUCAGAUCGGGCAGAAGGGACAUGUCACAUCACAACGGCCAGUUUAGACGGAGAGACAAACUUGAAGACUCACUACGCAGUACCCGAGACAGCCGUGUCCCAGUCCGUGUCCCGGCUCGAGUCACUGCAGGCUGUAGUGGAGUGCCAGCAGCCUGAGCCAGAUUUGUACAGGUUUGUUGGGAGAAUCACAGUAACACAAUAUGGGGAGGAGAUCGUUAGACCUCUAGGACCUGAAAACCUCCUGCUUCGAGGAGCACGGCUGAAAAACACCAAAGAAAUAUUUGGUGUGGCCGUGUACACAGGCAUGGAGUCUAAAAUGGCUCUGAAUUACAAGUGCAAGUCCCAGAAACGCUCAGCAGUGGAGAAGUCGAUGAACACGUUUCUCAUCAUCUAUCUGGUUAUCCUGCUUUUUGAGGCUGUCCUCAGCACCAUUUUAAAAUAUGCCUGGCAAGCAGAGAACAAAUGGGAUGAGCCAUUCUACAACAAGAAGACAGAGACGGAACGUAACAGCAGCAAGAUUUUGAGGUUCAUCUCUGAUUUCUUGGCCUUCCUGGUUCUAUACAACUUCAUCAUCCCCAUUUCGCUGUACGUUACUGUGGAGAUGCAGAAGUUUCUUGGUUCCUUCUUCAUCGGCUUGGACCUUGACCUCUAUCAUGAGGAGAGCGACCAGAGAGCCCAGGUCAACACCUCCGACCUCAACGAGGAGCUGGGGCAGGUGGAGUAUGUUUUCACCGACAAGACAGGGACUUUGACUGAAAACGAGAUGCAGUUUCGUGAAUGCUCCAUUAACGGUAUGAAGUACCAAGAGAUCAACAGCAAAUUGGUUCCUGAGGGAAUGACUGAGGAUGUCCCAGAUGCCAGCUCUUUUUCUCGCUUGAGCAGAGAAGAGGAGCUGUUCCUGAAAGCUGUGUCUCUGUGCCACACAGUUCAGAUCAGUUAUGAUCAAACUGACGGUGUGUCUGAUCCUUUCUCACAUGCUAAUGGAUUCACAUCUCAAAUGGAGUAUUAUGCCUCAUCUCCUGAUGAGAAAGCCCUCGUGGAAGCCACCAAGAGGAUGGGCGUGGCCUUCACAGGAAUUAACGGAGAAACCAUGGAGAUCACAACAUUCGGCAAAUCAGAAAAAUAUAAACUCCUUCAUGUGUUAGAGUUUGACGCAAACCGAAGGCGCAUGAGUGUGAUAUUACAGACUCCCUCAGGGGAGAAGGUGUUGUUCACUAAAGGAGCCGAGUCCUCUGUUCUUCCCUACACCAAGAGUGGAGAGAUCGAAAAGACCAGAGUGCACGUGGACGAAUUCGCUCUGAAGGGUUUGAGGACACUGGUGGUGGCCUACAGGCUCUUCAGUGCGGAUGAGUAUAAGGAAGUGGAACGGCGGAUCUAUGAGGCUCGAACGGCUCUCCAGCAAAGAGAAGAAAGGUUAAGUGAAGCCUUUAACUUCAUCGAGAAAGACCUGCAGCUGCUUGGUGCUACCGGAGUGGAAGACAAGCUGCAGGAGAAGGUCCAGGAGACGAUUGAGGCUCUGCGUUUAGCUGGAAUUAAAGUGUGGGUGCUAACGGGAGAUAAACACGAGACUGCAGUCAGCGUGAGUCUCUCCUGCGGCCACUUUCACCGUACUAUGAACAUCCUGGAACUUGUGCAGCAGAAAUCUGAUCACGAGUGUGCAGAGCAACUCCGCAGACUUGCACGCAGGAUCAAAGAGGACCAUGUAAUUCAGCAUGGAUUGGUGGUAGAUGGUGCAAGUCUGUCUCUGGCUCUGCGUGAACAUGAGAAGCUGUUCAUGGAAGUGUGCAAGAACUGCUCUGCUGUGCUCUGCUGCAGGAUGGCCCCAUUGCAGAAAGCCAAGGUGGUUCGCUUGCUGAAGACGUCCCCAGAGAAACCCAUUACAUUAGCCGUCGGAGAUGGAGCCAAUGAUGUCAGUAUGAUCCAGGAGGCCCAUGUAGGAAUAGGUAUCAUGGGAAAAGAGGGAAGGCAAGCUGUACGAAACAGCGACUAUGCAAUCGCUAGGUUUAAAUUCCUCUCCAAGUUACUGCUCGUCCACGGACAUUUCUACUACAUUCGAAUAGCAACGCUUGUGCAGUACUUUUUCUACAAGAAUGUGUGCUUUAUCACACCGCAGUUUUUAUACCAGUUCUUCUGUCUGUUUUCACAACAAACGCUGUAUGACAGUGUGUAUCUUACACUCUACAACAUCUGCUUCACCUCCCUCCCCAUCCUGGUGUAUAGUCUCUUUGAACAGCUUGUUCAUCCUCAUAUUCUACAGAGCAAGCCAGCACUUUACAGAGAUAUCAGUAAGAACUCGCUGCUGUCCUUCAAAACCUUUUUGUAUUGGACGUUCCUGGGCUUCUGCCACGCCUUUGUCUUCUUUUUUGGCUGCUACAUCCUGAUGGGAGAGGACACAAGUCUGAUGGGAAAUGGACAGAUGUUUGGAAACUGGACUUUCGGUACAUUGGUGUUUACCGUUAUGGUCAUCACAGUAACCUUAAAGUUGGCAUUGGAGACACACUUCUGGACAUGGAUGAACCAUUUUGUCACGUGGGGAUCCAUCGCUUUCUACUUCAUAUUCUCCUUGUUUUAUGGGGGAAUUAUAUGGCCGUUUCUCCACACACAGGACAUGUAUUUUGUCUUUGUUCAGCUGUUGUCCAGUGGCUCGGCCUGGUUCGCGAUCAUCAUCAUCGUCAUCACCUGCUUGUUCCCUGACAUCAUCAAGAAAGUGUUUUACAGACACGUACAGCCCACAAGCACACAGAAGUCUCAGAAUAUCGAGGGGUACGAAGGCGUUGCCUGUAUGGACUCAGUGUGUUGUUUCCCAGGUGGCCGUGGUGUCUGUGGCUUUCUGGAGCGACUGAAGCGAGCCAACAGAUCAUGGAGCGACUCGGAUCCGUUCUCCUCCAAUGACCGCAGUGUUUUGACCCUGUCUCCUGUGGAAGUUUCUCACUGCUAGCGUAUAAAGAAGUCAUCGUUGUCAUCCUAAACACGAUUGUAUGCACCUCAAUCAGAACGGUCCGUCCUUCCCGAGGAAACGUGUCCGAAGCCAUACUAGCCUCCCUGUGUUACUCCUGUCCUGUCAUGUAGCAUUAGCUCACUCCAGAGAACGCCUCCUGAAGGAAGCAGACUCAUCAGCUUCAGUUUCAUCCAUCCUUCACCUUAUUUAUGCACGUGUGCUUUUAGCUCUUCCAUCAUCCUCAGUUUCAUUUCUAUGCCCUCAUCUGCGCUUAAUAUUAUUUUUCCACUAUUUGUGUGCGUUGUGUGUUUCUCGCUGAGCGAGCCUGUAGACUGUAUGUGCUCCUCAGCUUUCAGAGGCCUUUGGGUUACUAUGGCAACCGUUAAAGUCACUUUAGAAACAUCAUUUAUUUCAUCAGGAAUAGGAACAGUUCGACCAAAGAUAAAAUAAAAAAAAAAUCCUCUUUACUCCAAAUGUAAUCGAUCAGCAGUCUAGUGCACAAAGUUUACUGCAUUUUUUUUGUACUGGAGCUAUAGGGCUAGUGUGUGUAAUGCAGAUCUACAACUUUGUGUGUCAAGUUAUUUUAUUAGACACCUCAAUACACAGACACAGAUAUCAGUCUAAUAAUACUCUGACACCAAUCUGAUACUCUGUGUCUUGGGUCUUAUGUGUGCUGAUGCGCUAAUAAACAAAAGAAAGGGGAAAAAAAUAAAAUGUGAACUGUUUGAAUCUAAAUCUAAAUCAACUCCAUAUUUUCCUCUUUAGACUAUGCCUCUUUCUAAAUCUAGCAGCAAAGUGUGCUGAGGAAGAAAACAACUCAAGAUUUUAUUCUCAUGCUGAUGAGAAGCAUCUCAGAAACCUCAUGCUAAACCUGUAGCUAUUGUCAGUUUAAUUUUAGCUCCAGCACAAAACUAGACAAGCUAAUAUGCCUUGGCUGAUUACACUUGGGUGUUGUGUGAGGUUUUGGCCGAUUUUGUUCCUUUAAAUUGGGAUUUUCUCUGUGAUCGCGCCAACUGGAAACGUGUAGUCCUGGUAAAUAUUUUUCUAAGUGUGUAAUAUGAUAAAUCCUGUUUAAUAUAUUAUUAGAGAGAAAUGUGUGAGGGGUCCCGACUCGGACAUGAGACUGGAUGUACAACUGUAGUUUGGUUUUUGUUUUAUUUUUUUCUUAUUUGGAAUGAAUGAAGAGAUUAUAGACAUAUCAGACAAGCACUUGUAAUUAUUUUUCUGUCAGUUACUUCUGUUAGUUUAUGUUGUUAAAAGUUUUAUGUCAGGGAACACACAGGUCAUAAACAGCCCUCUCGAUUCAUCUCAAACUAUCCACACUCAGCUGCCCAGUUAUUAGUGACUACAGUGUUCUAGCUAAUAAACUGAUAGCUCAGUGUAUUUGUGUGUUUUUCCUCAGAGAUAGUAGCAAUAAAAAGAAAUCUCUGGAUCGAGGAUCGUCCACUCCAGCUGUGAGGCCAGGGCGUCAUUUCCUGGUGCAUUUCCAUCGUUUUCCAUUUGAAGAAAAACAAUGUCAAUGAAGUGUGUUACUGUAAUCGUCCUCUCCUCACAGUCAAAGUGUUCAGUUGCUGUUUAUGGAAGUUCUAUUUACAACAAAAAUAAAACUGUUUUUAAAGAA